AUGAGUGUAGCUCCGCGCCUCAACUUCCCGCAAGGGAUGCUAGCAGGGCAAACGGCCAUCAUCACGGGCGCGGGCCAAGGCAUCGGCGCUGAGACGGCAGCAGUAUUUGCGCGCGAGGGGUGUAAGGUCGUCAUUGCAGACAUUGACGCUGCGGAGAAGACUGCCCAGGCCAUCAAUGCGGAUGGAGGCGCUGCGAUUGCCGUCGCCGGAGACAUCACGGUCAACCAAGACAUUGACAAGCUGGUUCAAAAAGCCAGUGAGUUUGGCCGUGGUAAGGUCCACAUCAUCGUCAACAAUGCAGGUUACGCAUGGGACGACCCGAUCGAGAAGAUUCAGGAUAAGCAGUGGGAAACCAUCAUCACACUACACAACACGGCGCCGUUCAAGCUCAUCCGGGCCGUGGCGCCAUACUUUAUGGUCAAGGACGGUGAACCCAGGAACAUUGUCAACAUCUCUUCUACAUCUGGCAUCUACGGCAACGCGGGACAGGCCAGCUAUGCUCUGGCCAAAGCCGGGCUGGUAGGCUUGACCAAAACACUGGCCCAGGAAUGGGGCCCCGAGUACGGUGUGAGAGCCAACACGGUCGCGUUCGGAGCUAUCAAAACCAGACUGACCCAAGCUCCUGCCGGUGAGUACGUGGUGAGGCCCGACGGCACCAAGCAUGCUGUCGGAUUCCACGGCGGCUACGACGAAGCAGAAGCGAAAUGGUAUGUGUAA
This is a messenger RNA of Fonsecaea nubica, 717 nucleotides long. RefSeq lists its product as hypothetical. Bases 1 to 717 code for a protein of 238 amino acids. The transcript is spliced from 5 exons. The record is from RefSeq and is a predicted model, not a curated record. Lineage: Eukaryota; Fungi; Ascomycota; Eurotiomycetes; Chaetothyriales; Herpotrichiellaceae.